AUGGGGCCCGGGGCCAGUGGGUCCUUCGACUUGGGAUCGACCCUGGCGGGGGGCAGGGUCGCAUCCCCCAACUCCAGCUGCAGGGAGGACCCAGAGGAGCUGGACAAGUGGGCUGGGGAAAGUGUUCAGCCUGCUGUCAGCCCACAAGGCGAGCUGCCACAGACCCUGUUCUCCAGGCCUCUCGACCACAGCACAGGAGUCCCUGGUAUCCGCUCUGUUCCCCACGCCAGCUCUGUUCCCCAUGCCAGCUCUGUUCCCCAGUCCAGCUCUGUUCCCCAAUCCAGCUCUGUUCCCCACGCUAGCUCUGUUCCCCACACCAGCUGUGUUCCUCAAUGCAGCUCUGUUCCCCACACCACCUCUGUUCCCCACACCACCUCUGUUCCCCACACCACCUCUGUUCCCCAAUGCAGCUCUGUUCCCCAAUCCAGCUCUGUUCCCCAAUCCAACUCUGUUCCCCACACCAGCUCUGUUCCCCAUGCUAGCUCUGUUCCCCACGCCAGCUCUGUUCCCCACGCCAGCUCUGUUCCCCAGGCCAGCUCUGUUCCCCACGCCACCUCUGUUCCCCACGCCAUCUCUGUUCCCCACGCCACCUCUGUUCCCCAAAGCAGCUCUGUUCCCCAAUGCAGCUCUGUUCCCCACACCAGCUCUGUUCCCCAAUGCAGCUCUGUUCCCCAUGCUAGCUCUGUUCCCCAAAGCAGCUCUGUUCCCCAAUCCAGCUCUGUUCCCCAAUGCAGCUCUGUUCCCCACACCAGCUCUGUUCCCCAAUCCAGCUCUGUUCCCCACACUAGCUCUGUUCCCCAAAGCAGCUCUGUCCCCCAGUGCAGCUCUGUUCCCCACCCCAGCUCUGUUCCCCACGCUAGCUCUGUUCCCCAAAGCAGCUCUGUUCCCCAAUCCAGCUUUGUUCCCCAAUCCAGCGCUGUUCCCCACACCAGCUCUGUUCCCCAAUCCAGCUCUGUUCCCCAGUGCAGCUCUAUUCCCCAUGCCAGCUCUGUUCCCCAAUCCAAAACCGCGGGCAAGCAGUGCUCCCAGCUGCCCCCUCCGCCUGUGCCCAAGCCCCGCGCUGCCCUGGGGUCCCGUGCCGGCUCUCUAGACAGAAGGAACAACGAGCCCGGGGGGACUGGCCCUUCCAGCCUCCAAGGCUGGGACAGUAAAUGCCUGCUGUGUGAGCCGCCGAGGCGCAGCUCUGCGCUGCAGGAGCUCCAGCAAGCCGGCGAACACGCUCCGUAG
Mirounga angustirostris (Northern elephant seal) is the source of this 1227-nucleotide messenger RNA. RefSeq lists its product as uncharacterized. The transcript is spliced from 5 exons. Lineage: Eukaryota; Metazoa; Chordata; Mammalia; Carnivora; Phocidae. The coding region runs from base 1 to 1227 and encodes 408 amino acids. The record is from RefSeq and is a predicted model, not a curated record.